AUGGCAAACAAGCAAGGAAAGAUGGUCAGUUAUCCUCCUCUUCCCCUCCUUCAUAGCUUUAUGUUGACAAUAUAGGCUGACUUUAUUCCCAUCCUAGGCCGGUCUCGUACGUUGCCCUUCCUCCAGAUUAUAUUCCAGACGUGUGCGCAAUGUUUAGAGAAGAGAAUGGUGAGGCUGAUUUGGAAAUAGAUCAACUACCGGAUGAGAGUGACCAUGAAUGAUGGGCGCCAAAUGGUGGGACAGAUGUUGGCAUUCGACAAAGUGAGAUUUAUUUGCAGUUGCAAGCAUCUUUCGUGCUAACUCUUUUCACAGCACAUGAACCUCGUUCUCGCAGAUACUGAAGAGUUUCGACGCGUCAAGCGCAAAGCCCCCAAGACCUCCACCGCCCCAGGCGCAAGCAGUACCACUGCACCACUCGUCGAAUCCGAAGAGAAGCGUACAUUGGGACUUACAAUUGUUCGAGGCGCCCACAUCAUUUCCCUCUCCGUAGAGUCACCACCUCCAGCGGACCCAGCUGCAAGAUUGGGAGCUAGUGCACCAGGCGGUGCUCCUUCUGCUUUGUCCGCUGGAACUGGAAUUGCAAGACCGGCUGGAAGAGGUGCUGCUGUUGGAUUGGCUGUAUGUUUAUAUGAAUGUAAUUUGAGGGAGUCCGCUAAUUGUGUUGUAGGGUCCUGCUGCUGGUGUUGGUGCACCCCCAGCUUUCGGAGGUUUCCCAGGAGCUCCACCAUUUGGCGGUCGAGGAGGUAAUAUAGCAAAUUCCUGUUUCUGUUUCGAAUAUGUUCUAACCAAUUUCUAGGCCCACCACCAGGAUUCCCGGGAUUUCCUCCUGGACAAGGUCCCCCACCAGGAUUUGCCCCUCCAAGAAGAUAAGAUAUGAAGGAAACGAGAUGAGAAAUAUAAUAAUGAAUAUCAUUCAUUGAAAUUUGCCAUAGGCGCAGAAAUUCAAGCACAGUCACGGCGUUGAUGGGGAGUUUGGCUUCAAAGCAAAAAGCGUUCAUCCUAAACUGUAGAAUAGGCACCGCCAACCAUAUCAGAAUGGAAUAUGGAUGUUUUUGAGAUACUGCUACAAUGUUGAGAUCCUGAUUACUGCCACA
Messenger RNA from Hymenoscyphus albidus, 1094 nucleotides. Lineage: Eukaryota; Fungi; Ascomycota; Leotiomycetes; Helotiales; Helotiaceae. The record is from the annotation of a GenBank genome assembly.